Messenger RNA from Xylona heveae TC161, 2209 nucleotides. RefSeq lists its product as hypothetical. The transcript has 2 exons. Gene Ontology annotation, biological process: positive regulation of transcription by RNA polymerase II. Gene Ontology annotation, molecular function: DNA-binding transcription factor activity, RNA polymerase II-specific. The record is from RefSeq and is a predicted model, not a curated record. NCBI's taxonomy places the organism in Eukaryota, Fungi, Ascomycota, Xylonomycetes, Xylonales, Xylonaceae. Bases 311 to 2143 code for a protein of 610 amino acids.
ACCCCCUGUGGUAUAAAGACGACAAUCUGUCCUCUCUGUCCUGAAUUUCUCCCCUUCCCCGCACUUUUCAUUGAUCUUCUCUGAUCAGACAAAACGGAACCAAAUACCCCGGAGUAUUGGUUUCAUUUUGCCUGUGGCGCUGGGCUAUUUUGCCCUUUUUCCGCGACGAUCCUCUUGAAGAAAGACGUUACUUCUCGUGGCCCCCAUAUUAUAUAACGCCCCGCUUACUUCAUCGCCCAACUGAGGACACUUGUCCUCAGCCAUGCAUCAUACCCUACGCCAUUGACCAUCGGCAAGCACAUUCGGCGCCAUGCAGCGCUCCUUUGGUCAGAACGCGCAGCCCGAUUGGAGGUUGAAUUCUUCGGUGCCUAAUCCUGGCAAUUCAACCUCUCCGGCGCCUGCUCCUACUUAUUACCACCACAACCUGCCACCCUCUCCGUCACCUUUCCAGUUGUCCUCUGGUCAUCAUCCGCACUUUGCACAAGGUUAUGACAACAUGACGAUGCCAAUUCGCACUUCGGUUCCAGGGACAAUCAAUCCCUCGGCCAUGACGAUUGAUUCCACCAACACAUCGAAUUAUGGAGACUCGCUCAGUGAGCGCGCGACUCCCGCUCCGACCUCCUACCACGACAUGACUUCCUUGGCAGAUGUCUCGUUUGCUACUCCACCUCCCAGAGCAACUGCGACCCCUGCGACCCCAGCAUUGUCAACUUCAUCGCUGGCCACAUCUAGCUCGACUCCCCAAGGAACCCAGGGAGAGAAGAGAGCAGUGAAGAAGCGCAAGUCGUGGGGACAAGAAUUACCCACGCCCAAGACUAAUCUGCCUCCUCGCAAACGUGCCAAGACAGACGAUGAGAAGGAGCAGAGAAGGAUCGAACGGGUUCUUCGAAACCGCGCCGCGGCCCAAUCCUCUCGCGAGCGAAAGCGCUUGGAGGUGGAGAAGCUCGAGCUAGAGCGAGAUGAUCUUGCAGAGGAGAAUGCUCAGCUCCGCCAGGAGCGAGAGCAAUUUCUCAGACAGCUUCGGGACAUGGCGAAGAUGAAGCAAUUCUACAAGUCAAAGUUUGAGAGUUGCUUUGCCCAAUUGGUUUCGUCGAACGAGGGUGAUUCAAAUUAUGUCGAAACAAAGACGAAUAAGAAGAUUGACAAGGGCAAGCUUCGCGGUGCCUUGGUGUCGCCAGAGCUCACCCCAUCGCCUCCGCACUUUGCUCUUUCUCCAACCUUGACUGCCGACCUCCUUCCAGAAGGCUCGACUCAACCCACUCUGAACGAAGACUCGAACAAUGACGCUGUGACAUCCAGCGAAGUUCCAUCCGCCGAGGCCACUGCCGCCCCCGCGGUCCGUCCCGCGUCCCCUGUUACCGACAUGACACAACAUCCAGCAGCGGUGUUGUGUGGCCUGCAGUGUCAGUCGGUAGCUCGGCGAACGCGACAGGACCCGAGGUUGUCAACAACUGCCGUGGCCUUCGCCCUGGUGUUUUGCGUCACAGUCGCCUUUUCCACGAUGACGACUUUGUCCAGUCUUUUACCCCCAGCCCGUCCACUUCUCCAGACAUUCGCAUGGAUGCUCUCGACUCUUGUUCUGACGAGCUUCUUCACGGUGUUGGCGGGGCCGAUGCCGUUGCAUCAUUUGAGGAAUUGGUUGACUUUGAAGGUGGCCAGUCUCAGGACGGAGACGCUCAAGAGGACAGUCACUUUGGCGACGCCUUUUUGGCGCAGGCAUUCUCAGCCGAUGACGGCACGGAUUUGUUUUACGCUGCGGCAGCUUUUGACACGCAGCCUGACCUUGGCGCGUCCUAUGACGGAUGCGACGGGCAAGGCCAUGCGGCUUAAGAAGUCUUGCGGCGAUGCGAUCCGAGCUCGUCCAGCUCCGAGAAAUGUCUGUUUCCAAGGACGUCACAAGGAUGACUCUUCUCUGGUGGUUCCGAAACGAGAUGAAGUCACCUUUGAGUCUGGCAACUCAAAUGCAACAAUGCUCAGACUGGGCAAGCUCGGAAGCGUCGUCUCCACCAAUCUCUUUCUUGACAGGAAGCGUCAAUCUCGGGACGCCAAGACUCAUCACGCGGCUUCGUCAAUGGUAUCGGAUGAUGUCAAGCGAGAUUGGUGGAAAACAGUUGCUCCCGCGGUUCUUCAUUGUGUGGUUUAAAGUCUUUUUCGAUUUUUACGUCUUCGUUUGUUGGGGGGGGGGGAUUAAUUGGGGUUUCUUGGGAGG